GGAAGGGGUUGUUGGACACCUGGCCAGGGUUGUGCACACCUGGAAGGGGUUGUUGGACACUUGGCAGGGUACUUGCAAGGCCUGUGGAGGGGGCAGAGGUGAGCAUUGCACACCUGGCCAGAGGUUGCAUACCCAAGGGAGUGUGUAGAGCUGGGAGGUGGGGUCACACAGCUGGCAGGGGCUGUCGCACACCAGCAAGAGGGACACACUCCGGGGGGGUUAUUGCACACCUGGCAGGGGCUGCUGCACGCGUGGUGAGGGUUAUAGCACGGCUGGAGCAGGACCUGCAGAGCCGGAAGGUUGUUGCAAAGCUGGAAGGUAGGUGGCACACCUGGCAAGAGUUGUUGCACACCUGGUGCGGGCUGUUGCACGGCUGGAGCGGGACUUGCACACCCGGCAGGGACAUGGCAGAGGCGGGAUGUGGGUCACACCCCUGGCAAGGGCUGUCGCACACCCAGCCAAAGGGUUGCACGCCUGACGGCGGCUGCCGCACACCUGGCGGGGGCAUGGCCAAGCUGGCAGGUGGUUUCAUACCCGCUGGAAGCCGCUCCACUCUAGGAGGAGGCUGCCGCACCCGCGGGACAGAAGAGCCGCGGCCGGGGCGGGCUCGGUGCGGGGGGCGGUGCCGGUCCCUCCCUGCGUCCCUCCUCCCUCGCUGCUCCUGCCCGCCCCGUGCCGACGCCAUGGCGGGCCCGGGCGGUGCCGGCGGUGCCGAGGACGCCGGGGAUGUGCUGAGCGGCGGCAGCGAGCGGCGGUGCCGGGCGCGGCUGGCGGCGGGGGGCGCGGCGGCGGCGGCGGCCGCGGUGCUGGUGCCGCUGUGCUCGGUGCGCGGCCGCCCCGCGCUGCUCUUCACGCUCCGCUCCCGCCGCCUCGCCGGCCCCCACAGCGGCGAUGUCAGCUUCCCCGGUGGGCGGCGGGACCCGGCGGACGGGGACGCGGUGGCCACGGCUCUGCGGGAGACGCGGGAGGAGCUGGGGGUGGCGGUGGCAGCCACCAGCGUCUGGGGACAGCUGCGAACGCUGCCCGACCGGCACGGAAUGACCGUGGCGCCCGUUGUGGCCAACCUGGGGCCGCUGGAGGCCUUGACGCUGACCCCCAACCCUGACGAGGUGGAGGAGGUGUUUACCCUGCCCCUGGCUCACCUGCUCUGCGAGGAGAACCAGGGCUACACCCACUUCCGCACAGCCAGCGGCUACGGAUAUACCUUGCCCGUGUUCCUCAACGGCCCCCACAAAGUGUGGGGGCUCACGGCCAUCGUCACUGAGCUGACCCUGGAGCUGCUGGUGCCCGGCCACUACCGCAGGAAAACCCAUGUGCCGCCCCGGAAAGCCCCAGCCUGAGUGGGCAGGGGGCAGGGGGCGGCUGUGGGGUCCCCGUGCCUUGGUUCUCCACCCAUGCACGGGGAAAACGGCUCCGAGCCCAGCGGUGAUGUCGCACACUGUGAUUCAGUAAAAGCCAUGUUUGGAACUGC
Molecule: messenger RNA, 1471 nt
Organism: Corvus hawaiiensis (hawaiian crow)
Lineage: Eukaryota; Metazoa; Chordata; Aves; Passeriformes; Corvidae
Gene: NUDT8
Product: nudix hydrolase 8
Exons: 4
Coding region: 405-1340 (311 amino acids)
Molecular function (GO): coenzyme A diphosphatase activity
Source: RefSeq, a predicted model, not a curated record